AUGCCAUCAGCUCACGCUUUCGAUAUGAGGAUAACUUCCGAUAUUUAUAAGCCUGAUCAGCAUUUACCCAUGGAGACAAUGAAAGUGUGCGCCGUGACCAUGACUGAGGAUCUCCAGGAAGAUGACGGAUCAUCAGAUGAAUCCGACAAUGACGAGCGCGAAGACCACAGCAAAACAGGAGUUUCACAGCAACGGAUCACCCAAAACGCAAAAUUUAAAGCCCUUCUUGCACAGCGUGCUGAUACAGGCCCCAUCCACGAUGUCAGUGUCACCCAUGAUCUGCCGGACGCUCAGCUUUCCACUGCUCACUUGGUAGCAAAACAAGAUCUCGGAAUUGGUACGCUGGACCCAAGAGAGUACCAAUUGGAACUAUUUGAGAGAGCAAAAGUGCAGAAUACAAUCGCUGUACUUGACACAGGCUCCGGGAAGACUUUAAUUGCAGUGCUGCUACUCAAACAUACUUUGGAGAAAGAACUAAAUGAUCGCAUGGAGGGGAAGCCACAUCGGAUAGCCUUUUUCCUUGUAGAUAGUGUCACGCUCGCAUACCAACAGGCCGCGGUGUUGCGCAAUAACUUGGACCAGAGUGUCGGGCAUUUCUUUGGGGCCAUGGGAACCGACUUGUGGAGCAAAAGUGUUUGGGAUCAGCACUUCCAAAAGAACAUGGUGAUUGUCUGUACAGCGGAGAUUUUGAAUCAGUGUCUGCUCAACUCCUACAUCAAGAUGAGCCAGAUCAACAUCCUAAUCUUCGAUGAAGCGCACCAUACAAAAAAGGAUCAUCCGUAUGCACGCAUUAUACGUGAUUCUUACCUUGAAGAAGUUUAUUCAAAGCGCCCAAGGAUCUUUGGAAUGACUGCAUCACCGAUCGACACAAAAGGUGACAUAGUAGAUGAAGCUACAAGACUUGAGAAGUUGCUUGACAGUAGAAUAGCUACGACGUCCAACAUGUCACUUCUACGGCAGGUGGCCAGGCGUCCAGUGGAGAGAGUAUGGUCCUUCAACAAGUUGGAGCAACCGUUCGCCACUAGCCUGUAUAAGCACCUUGAAGAUCGUUUUGGAGACAUGGCGUGCCUGGAGGGUAUAUUCAGAUUUGCUUGGCAGGCCAGCUCUGAGCUAGGCCGAUGGUGUUCAGAUCGAGCAUGGGCUCGUGCUUUAGCAGAUGAUGUGUUGCCCAAACUCGAAGGUAGUGUUCGCAAGACUGCAAACUCAGAAACAUCAUCCAAUGUGCCCGAAAGUGCCUAUAAGGAGAUCUUGCGGAUAACGGAAGCUAGUGAGAUUGUGAAGAGCUAUGCUUUCAGCAGUCCUGAGACUUUUGGCCAACUUAGCCCCAAAGUGCAAGUCCUUCGUGAAGAGCUUGCCCGCUACUUUGGACGACAGACGGAAACAAAAUGCAUUGUCUUUACGCAGAAGCGCUACACAGCUUUGAUUCUGGCUGAACUUUUUCAAACCCUGAAUAUUCCUUUUCUUCGGCCUGGUGUGCUUAUUGGUGUCCGGUCUGGGGAUUUAGCAGGAAUGAACAUAACGUUUCGUCAGCAAUUUAUUUCCUUGGUCAAGUUCAGAACCGGUGAGAUCAAUUGCUUGUUUGCUACAUCUGUCGCUGAAGAGGGACUUGAUAUUCCUGACUGUAAUCUGGUCGUUAGUACGUGCAAAGCCGUGGGCGUGCGAGACAUUUCAAUUCAACGUAUGCGAGUAUGGUCGAAAGAGGGAAUUUGGAGCAUGAGCAGAGGCUACUUGAGGUCCAAGAUGCUGAAAACUCUUCCCGAAGAUAGGUUACUAUAUGGGUUUGACCAUGACCUUGAUACAGUGUUGCAGAAAGACGAGGGCAACAGGACCUUUAGAAUCAAAUCUACAGGUGCUAAGCUAACCUAUCAUUCAGCAACCGCGAUACUUGCUCGCUACGCUAGUUCUUUGCAAUACGAAAAGGAAUUUUCCGCCCAAGUAACAUACGUGGUCCUUCCUAUCAACGGUGCCUUUGUCUGCGAAGUAAUUCUGCCUGAAAAAUCACCUAUCCGGGGUCUUACAGGAAGCCCAGCAAUGAAGAAGUCCAUUGCGAAGCGGUCUGCGGCUUUUGAUACUUGUCUCUUGCUUCGAAAAAACAAGUUGCUCGAUGACCAUUUCAAUUCGAUAUAUCAUCGCCGCCUUCCGGCAAUGCGUAAUGCGAAACUUGCAAUAACAUCUAAGCGCACCAGCCAGUAUGACAUGAUAUCGAAGCCGUCGUUGUGGGGCCGGAAACAAGGAAUGCCACCAAAGGAGCUUCAUGGCACUUUUAUCACGUUCUUGCCAUCGAUGCAACUAUCGCACGAGCCCGCACCUUUGCUACUAUUCACACGAGAGAGACUACCACACUUUCCGGAGUUUCCCAUCUUCCUCGAUGAUGAUGUAGAGACUACAAUAAUCACGACUCCUUUGGAGAAACAGCUAUUACUUUCAGAAAAAGAGGUGGACGCCCUCACAGUGUUUACUCUUCGUGUUUUUCGUGACGUCUUCCACAAGACCUACGACAAAGAGCCCGAAAAGAUGGCUUACUGGCUGGCCCCGGCAAAGGUUCAAAGCUCAUACCUCCCGUCAUAUGACCCAAGGCAGAUUCUUGACUGGGAGAGCCUCACCUAUGUGCGCGACAACGAUAGUAUUCCAUUUUCUACGAAUGCAGACCCAGAGAGCUGGGUAGAUCUAUUCGUGUUCGAUGCCUGGGAUGGACGAUGCCGAUUUUUCACAGUAGGGGUCGAGCAUAGUCUGACUCCCUCUUCUCCUCCACCACCAUUUGUAGCCCGGCGCAGACACAUGAACGAUGUCAUGAAUUACUGUCUGAGUCUCUCAAAGAACUCCAGGGCUAAGUUUUUGUCGACCUGUCACUGGGACCAACCUGUCCUAAGAGCAGAGCUCGUACGACUCCGCAGAAACCUUUUAGACAAAAUGACAGACACCGAGAGAGAUGUGGAGACAAGGUGCUUCAUCUGUAUUGAGCCUUUGAAAGUAUCUGCUAUCCCUGCAUCUACAGCAUUCUCCUGUCUCGCAUUUCCUGCAAUUAUCUCUAGAAUUGAUGCGUACCUUAUUUCUCUUCAAGGCUGCGAGAGCCUGAACUUUACCGUCAAGCUGGAUCUUGCCCUUGAAGCAUUCACGAAAGACUCCGAUAAUACCGACGAGCACCGGGCCCAGCAGAUCCAUGUCCAACGAGGAAUGGGAAGAAACUACGAGCGUCUAGAGUUUCUGGGGGACUGCUUCCUGAAGAUGGCUACCUCGAUUGCUCUCUUCACGCAAAACCCAGAUGACGAUGAGUUUGACUACCACGUGAACCGGAUGUGUCUAAUCUGCAACAAGAACCUCUUCAACGCAGCUGUGGAUAAGGAGAUCUAUAAGUAUAUCCGUAGUCGAGGAUUUUCAAGACUAACAGAUGCGGCAAGACAUACAUGGUAUCCAGAGGGCCUGAAGUUGCUACAAGGCAAAGAUCACAGUAGAAAGGCAACCACAGAGAGCAAACAUGCCCUCGCAGAGAAAACAAUUGCCGAUGUUUGCGAAGCUUUAAUAGGGGCGGCUUUGCUUUCCGGUGGUCCUGACCAUCGAUUUGACAUGGCUGUCAAAGCAGUGACUACUCUGGUGAAUAGUCCCAGCCACAAAGCCGAGCGAUGGAAGGACUACAUUUCUUUCUAUACAAUACCGAAAUAUCAGCGGCGAGCAGCAGAUGGUGCCGAGCUAUACCUUUCUCGAAAAAUUGAAGAGAAGCUGAGCUACCGCUUCCGGUACCCAACGCUUCUGGGAUCAGCUUUCACUCAUCCUUCGUAUCCAUCCGCAUGGGCCAAAGUGCCCUGCUAUCAGCGCUUGGAGUUUCUUGGUGACUCACUGAUUGACAUGGUGUGCGUGGAAGACUUGUUUGCCAGAUUCCCUGACCGAGACCCCCAGUGGCUCACAGAACACAAAAUGGCCAUGGUAUCCAACAAGUUUCUGGGUGCGUUAGCUGUGAAGCUGGGGCUCCAUACGCAUCUAAAAUAUUUUAGCGCUCCGUUGCAGUCUCAGAUUACUCAGUACGCCGAAGAGAUCCAGACAGCGGAGGGCGAAAGUGAGGGCGCGGUGGACUAUUGGACCGUGACUAAAGACCCUCCUAAGGUAAUGACGCCUUCUGCAUUGCGGAAUACAGCUAACGUGGAUGGACAGUGCUUGCCCGACAUGGUUGAAGCGUAUGUAGGGGCAGUUUUUGUUGACUCUGAUUUUAACUUCGAGGUAAUUGAGAGAUUCUUCCGGGACUACAUUAAACCCUUUUUCGAGGAUAUGGCAAUUUAUGACACCUUCGCGAAUAAGCAUCCGACGACUUUCUUGCACAACCGACUGACUAAUGAGUUUGGCUGCGUGAAUUAUUGUCUAAAAGCUGGUGAGAUGCCCAGUAUCGAUGGGGCCCCGGCUGGGGUUUUAGCGGCCGUGAUCGUGCAUGAUGUUGUCAUCGCCGAAGGUACGGCAACAUCUGGUCGCUAUGCUAAAGUCAAGGCCAGUGAGAAGGCGCUGGCAGUGCUAGACGAAAUAUCGUCUGCAGAAUUCCAGAGGAAAUUUCGCUGUGAUUGUCGAGAGUCAGGAGAUUCGGCAAGACUCGACAUUGGGACGGCCAUCUGA
This is a messenger RNA of Aspergillus niger, 4596 nucleotides long. RefSeq lists its product as uncharacterized. Gene Ontology annotation, cellular component: RISC complex; cytoplasm; nucleus. NCBI's taxonomy places the organism in Eukaryota, Fungi, Ascomycota, Eurotiomycetes, Eurotiales, Aspergillaceae. The coding region runs from base 1 to 4596 and encodes 1531 amino acids. The record is from RefSeq and is a predicted model, not a curated record. Gene Ontology annotation, molecular function: RNA binding; DNA binding; ribonuclease III activity. Gene Ontology annotation, biological process: siRNA processing. The transcript is spliced from 15 exons.